Aspergillus steynii IBT 23096 is the source of this 519-nucleotide messenger RNA. RefSeq lists its product as uncharacterized. The record is from RefSeq and is a predicted model, not a curated record. The transcript has a single exon. The coding region runs from base 145 to 408 and encodes 87 amino acids. NCBI's taxonomy places the organism in Eukaryota, Fungi, Ascomycota, Eurotiomycetes, Eurotiales, Aspergillaceae.
GUUCAGUCCAAUCGAGGCUAGAGGAAAAGCGACCAGGAAAAAAAAAAAAGUAUAGCUCACCAGAGAAGCUCGCGGGGGGAGAAGAAUUGCCGUCAGGACACGGAAUGGGGGGAGGGGGAGAAGCAGAGAGCAAAAACGAAGGAAAUGAGCUUCGGUGUUGGACCCCACGAGUGGCAGGGUGGAGAGGAGAGGAAACAAAGGUCGUCAGAUCCUAGGCGACAAAUAGGGAAUGAGGGCGGAGAGGGGUGGAAAGGACCCGGGCCGCAACGACGGGCGUCAAGGGCGACCGGGCCAAACGGGCCAGCGAACGGCAGGAGAGCGUCGAGGCGAGACGGACGAGGAGGCAGACGAUUGCAGGAGACUGGCGAGGCAACGCAUCCAGACGUGAAGGGGCUGGCGAUGAACUGAUGGGUUUCGAUGAUGGGAUCUUGACGCCGGUUGGGCGCUGGAUGGUUGCCGUGCCGCCGGCCGCAAUGGGAUUAGGCGCCGCAAGCGAGAUGGACACCCGAGCAUUCAGGC